This is a messenger RNA of Acytostelium subglobosum LB1, 1344 nucleotides long. RefSeq lists its product as hypothetical. Gene Ontology annotation, cellular component: nucleus. The record is from RefSeq and is a predicted model, not a curated record. Gene Ontology annotation, biological process: reciprocal meiotic recombination. The transcript is spliced from 4 exons. NCBI's taxonomy places the organism in Eukaryota, Evosea, Eumycetozoa, Acytosteliales, Acytosteliaceae. Gene Ontology annotation, molecular function: double-stranded DNA binding. The coding region runs from base 1 to 1344 and encodes 447 amino acids.
AUGGGCAAGGCUGAGAUCAACAUCAAUCAUCACUAUCACAGGACACAGUUCUCAAAAGGAACACCAUCAAUCAUAUAUAAUGCAAAUAUACCUUCACAGUACAAUCCACUUCUUACACCAGAGGUUGGUGUUGUAUUAUUACGCAGUGGAGCUAUCACAAAGAUUGAUCCGGCUCACGUCAGUGUGGUGUUCCGAUACAUCACCAUCACUGAUCAGGACACAAAGCCACGCGUGGUCGAAUACCUCAACGUAACAAAGUGCACAUUCUCCGAUAAUCAGCCAUCGGAAGACGCUGCGUCCAAUGUGUUGACCGACUCGGCGUCAUGCCCACUCGAGCAGGUGGUGAUGUCGGGCUCCUACGCCAUGAACACCUACCGAUACCUGGACAUUGGCGUCGUGCGCUGCACAUGCGCACCCAACGACACAUCAUGCGGUUGCUCGUCCGACGCAGACUUUAAGAAGUACUACUACAACGACACUGCCAUCAACAUACUCAUCUCUGAGCACAUACCCUCGUACUCAGUGUUUGCGCGUCGAUUCAAUCUCUUCCCUCCCAACCCCAACUUUGCGCAUCCACCAACCAUUAAGAACUACACUCAAUCCAUCUAUUGGUACAGCUCCCAAUACGUCGUUCAAAAGGUCGACAUCUCAAUCAGACGCAAGAGUAUAUACAACGCGCCAAGAUUCAUCUUUGAUUAUGGUUUUGGAGAGUUCUACAGUGUCGGAGAGAUUAUUUCGAGACAGGUCGAUGCUUCAGCUGCUGGAAAUGUCUUAUUCAAAGCUUUCGUUAGACUUGAUCAAUAUGAGAAUCAGGAAUUUCGUCAGAGCCCUGGCUUCUUGCAAUUGAUUGGAUCAUGGGGUGCACUCUGGACAUUCUUCAGCAUCACAGCACUUCAAUUGGUGAGGAUGUAUAACAAGAGGAUGUAUCAUUCAUCUUUGGCCAACUCUGCACCAUCAUCUCCACGUGUUGCUGGUAGUCGACUGCCCCCACAUCAGCAUCACACGACAAACAAUGAUCAUCAUGAAAGUCACCAGCAACAUGGUGACAUCCAACUCAAAUCAAUGCGUAGUUCAAGGAAUAUAUUACAUGCCAGUAGCACCAGUUUGGAGAAGUUUGCUUGGGAGACCAGCAGGACGCAACCGUCUGGCGGUCUGACCUCGAGCUAUGACCUCAAUGACAGCAACAAUCACAUUGUACACAGCGACAACUAUCUAAACUCUACCGACUUUGGCAGCAGCGAAAACAUGGCGAACAACAACAACAACAAUGGAAGCAGCAGCAAUAUGAACAACAAUAAUAAUCUUAGUCAACAGUUUGAGAACACCAAUGUAGAGAGGGGAUAA